AGUCCGACAGAAUGGCUCUGCCCAGGUACGUCACAGUGACCGGGUGAGUCUCACCUUGAAGAUUAAAAGCCAACCUCACUUUGGUUUCAACACUCACUGGGACUCGACAGGAGCAAGAGUCGGAGGCAUCCAACCAGGUAGUCCUGCAGAGUUGUGCCAGCUCCGUGCAGGUGAUGAGAUAGUGUCUGUUGGUGGGCACAGGGUGGCAGAGAUGAGCCACAGCCAGUGGAAGGGCAUGAUGACCUCUGCCUUGCAGAAAGGCAGUCUCACCAUGGAUGUACAGCGCUAUGGUCCAACUGAUACCAGCGGAGACGCAACGAUGGUGAAACUGGCCCAGAUCAACGGACAAGAGGUCAAUGUGCUGACCUCUAAGAGCAGGAAGGGAGGUUUUCAGGACAGUCCUCUGACUGUCAGAAGUCGAGAACAUGAUCUGCUUGUUUUGAAAACCCAGAAAAGGAGAGCAGAGUUCUUUAAUCAGGAAGGAGGAUCGGCGUCGGCGAUAUCUGAUCUCCAGGUGCCGUCCCUCAGCACCUCCCCCUCCAGUUGGUCCUGGGACCCUGAGGAAGAGAGGAGGAGGCAGGAGAAGUGGCAGGAGGAGCAGGAGCGCCUCCUACAGGAGAAGUACCGUCAGGACCAGGAGAGGCUGGAUACUGAGUGGCAGCAGGCCCAGGAGGAGGCAGGGGUGGAGGGAUACAGGCAGGCUGAGGUGACCCCUGAUCCUCUACCACCCAGAUGCAUCGUGGGAUAUGUAGUCCCUUGUGUCAAAUCAUCCACACCGAACAUGGAGAGCUCAGGAGAGAUGACCAAUGGGAUCGCUGGCCUUGCCAGUCCUCAGCCAGCCUUGAGCCAGCCCAUGCCCCCUGUUGCCCAUGUGGCAUCCAAUCAAAAGAAGGAAGUUGUUUUUGACGGGAAAGAAGGGAGGAGCCUCUCCCUCAAGAAGGGAGGAACCUGGAAGAGGAGACUGAAGUGGCAGAAGGAGAUAAUUGGAUGAAAUCCAAGUCCUCCCCAUCGUUGGCGGGUUUCCACAGACAGGAGGUGAAAGGUCAGACUCUGCUGUUGACUGUCCCUCUGUUUAAUGAGUGGCUCCCCAUUCCAAACCCAGCCUUGAUGUUGAUGCACUUCACACCAUGUUGGUCAAAUCUAACCAGUCCUCAUUUAGCUGAG
Molecule: messenger RNA, 1164 nt
Organism: Oncorhynchus masou masou (cherry salmon)
Lineage: Eukaryota; Metazoa; Chordata; Actinopteri; Salmoniformes; Salmonidae
Product: LIM domain only protein 7-like
Exons: 10
Coding region: 212-991 (259 amino acids)
Biological process (GO): regulation of cell adhesion; regulation of signaling
Source: RefSeq, a predicted model, not a curated record